Messenger RNA from Dentiscutata erythropus, 1329 nucleotides. NCBI's taxonomy places the organism in Eukaryota, Fungi, Glomeromycota, Glomeromycetes, Diversisporales, Gigasporaceae. The record is from the annotation of a GenBank genome assembly.
AUGCAACAUGACUUAUUUGAAGAAACUGUUGAAGAAAAGGUUUUUGGUGACUUUAGUUUUGAUCAAUUUCCAUUUUUUGGUAAAAAUGAUUUUUCAAUUUUUGAGAAAAACAAAUAUGAUGGAAUUGAUAUACGAGAGUUGACUUGUAAGCAUUUAGUCGAGGAAUUUAAACAAUUAGGUCAAAAAGAACUUGAUACAGAUAAAGCACUUGGUGGGAUUAUAAAUAAGACAUCAGCAAUAUUUGAAGGACAUAUUAUUAACACAUUUGACAACAUAAAUACGAACAAUGAAGAAGAUAUAUCUGAAAAUCAUAUAAUCUCUUAUUUAACGUCAGAUAUAGACAAACUAGCAAAGUUAUAUGCUGCAUUCUCUACUGAAAUUAUUAAUUGUGUUAACUAUGGAAUGAUUGACUUGAGACCAUAUAAAUUAGCUGGUAUUAAUACAUCAGUAUUAAAUGCUGGGAUAUUUUCUAGGGCUGGCAACCAAAUUAGAUUGUCCCAUAUAAUCAAUCAUAUGGCGCUUAUCCAAAAUCAUGACAAUUUUAUAGAGGAAUAUAAUAAAAGAAUACAUAACAGUAAGGUAGCCGAUACAUUCAAUAUCAUGAUUACUUCCAUAGCAAGUCACUUGACUCCUUUCGGUGCUAAUAACGUAACAUUCAAAGAAACAAAGUUAGAUAAAAAUAUGUCAUUCGCUCAACUGCUUUAUCGAAAUAUAGGAGGUGAUGAUAUGACUAAGCAGCAUGCAUCCGAUCGAUUUGAUCCAGCAAUUUUACCAAGUUUGACAGAACUACAUAGAAAUACUAUCGAAAUCGUUCCUUUAGAAUGCCCCGAGCUCGUAUUCAGGUUUGAAAAAGGUAAAUUGACGAUCACAAAACUUUAUAUACAUCCACAUUGGAUCGAAACUUUAUGGAAUCUUGUAAUGCUUGAGAUGAGAUCAAAGUGUGAACCAAUAGUCAGUACUAUAAUUUGCUUUUAUUCGGGAGUACUCAAAAACGAAAAAGAUUUCCAUCUUGCGUAUCAGCUUGGCAUGGUUUAUAGUGGCCCAGUAACUUACACUCAAUUCUAUGAAAUUCUUUGCAAGAUUUCUGAAGUAAGUCACUAUAAUUCAACUCUUGAGGGUAAGGAAAAUGUCGAAAAUCUCGUGUCUGCUGUAAAGAAAUUGCAGAAAAACUCUCUUUUGCAGUUAUACAUACUUUCUGGUGAAAAUGUGUUAUUAAGACUUAUUAAUAUUUCUGCUAUAGUUAUCUUGUUGCUUACCAUGGUGCAAACUAUUAUAACAGUUUUAGCUUACAAAGUACAAAUGAACCAAUGUAAUCAAUGCGAACAAUAA